AGGGGCGGUACUCGUCGUCAUUCUUGGGAUUUGUAGUUUCCUUUCCCUCUGACGUGAGCGGAAGUGUUUUGAGGUUCCGUGAGCUAGGUCACAUUGGCCCAGUUUUGUAAUGUUUUGAGAGUCCCGCAUAAUGGAAGCAACAAAUACAGAGGACGUCCAUCUGAGACACGUGGAGAAGGAUGUGCUGAUCCCCAAGAUGAUGAGGGAGAAAGCCAAGGAGCUUUGUGCGGACAAGGUUGAAGCUUUUACCAGCUGCUGCAAAGACUCUGGUAUCUUGAUGGCGUUUAAGUGUCGAAAGGAGAAUUCAGCCCUGAAGGACUGUCUGAUGCAUCACUACCAGAAUCCUGGGUUUUUUGAGGAGUGUAAACAACAGUACAUUCAGGAGAAACUGGAGUAUGAGAAGACGGGGAUCCCGGCCAAGCACAGGGGUCAGAAACUUCCAGCCAGCAUGUAAAACGAAAAAAAAAUCGAGUGUCAAUCGAGUUUCAUGUCUGACGUUCAUGUCACCGAGGACUACAUGUGUUCAAAUGUGACCACAUAUGUUGUUCCUAAAUCCCUCAGGCCUUCUUUUUAAACUCGUAGAAUGUCGAUUCUUUGGCGGAUCUGGAGUGGUAAAAGUGAAAGUUUUGCCUGUUUGAUCUAAUCUGCAGCAUAUGGUGUGUGGCAUUUGAAGGAUCUUCUCUGACUUUGAGUCAGCAUGCUGUCAUCACGCGUGGAUGAUCUACACAUGUGCAGUACUUUUGCUUUAAUGCUCCAACAUCAUAUCGUCACUCAUUAGAAUCCUCUGGUUAAAAAAAAAGUGUAUUAAAGGAUAAGAUUCAAGCAAGACGUUGUCGCACUAAAAAAAAUAGACCUGACUUAAAGUCCACUAAACAACCAUGUGUUUAUUCCUCUGGAAAUUGUAAAUAAUAAAUCACAGCUGUUAAGUGUUUUCUGAUGAAAGAUAAUAAAAAAUUACGAAAACUGACUUUAA
This is a messenger RNA of Oryzias melastigma (Indian medaka), 973 nucleotides long. RefSeq names its product C-x(9)-C motif containing 1 (gene cmc1). The record is from RefSeq and is a predicted model, not a curated record. NCBI's taxonomy places the organism in Eukaryota, Metazoa, Chordata, Actinopteri, Beloniformes, Adrianichthyidae. Gene Ontology annotation, cellular component: mitochondrion. The transcript has 4 exons. The coding region runs from base 131 to 454 and encodes 107 amino acids.